CCAGGCGCGUUGGUUUGUGGGAGUUGCAGUCCGGUGACCUUUCUGCGCUGUUAUAGCAGUGAGGGAAGAAGACUACAAGGUCCACAAGGCAGUGCGCCGAUGAAGUUCAGAAGGACCAGGAGGGAAGGGGGCGUGGUCGAGCGGUGAGAAGCCGGGUGGAACCGCGCCGUUGUGGAAAAGAGGCUCGCGCUGACUCCUGCCUUCUGAGCUCGGGUAGCCGCAACCGGAAGUGCGCGCGGUGGUGGGGGGCGCCCAAGGGUGAACCGGAAGUAGGGCUCAACCCGGCCCCUCGGACUUGUCCCCCCAAAACAAACCCCACAUUCGUCAUGUGAGCCGCGCCCCCUUGGCUCUGAGUGGGGUUGGGGUCCGGGGCGGCGUUGCAGAGUUAGCAUGAGUCCUGCUAACAUGGCAGUACAUUGCUGGGGGAGGGGCCAGGGGGUGGGUUUGAUGGCUCUGUGUCAUCUGCGCCCCUGUCCCAGGAUGCUGGCAGUGGCGCCCCACUGGUUUCGAGAGAGUCGGCCGCCCCCCAGGCAUGCUCAAACGCUGGGGUCAGUCAUACGGACGCUUCCCUGGAAGUGCGUCCCUUUCAAAACCUGCUGACCAUUUAUAGCAUGUUACGGAAAUUACGGGGCGGGGCGGGGGACACCUUUAAAGUUAAUUGUUACAAAUAUUAUGCCUGAAUGUAUCCUUUCAACUUGACAGCUCAGGGAAGUUACCUAGCUUUAAAAAUAAUAGAAAAUCAUCUCCUUUGCCAGUUUCCUCCAUUCCAAAGCUAUUUCCCCCUUGAAAAAGGGUCUGUCCCAGAGGUGACAAUUGCUGGGCUCAUUGUUAGCCAAGGGAAGCCAAAUCUCAUCACCUGACUUGCCUCAGGCGCCAGACAUGCAAAGGAACUUCUAUUGUACUUUUGGGUGGUGGGUACUUAAGACAUAUUUGUCUAUGCUAAUCUUAUACCCAGUCUUGCCCUGCCAUGUCUGCCUAUGCUAAUCUUGUACCAAGGACCUGUCUGGACAUGUUUGCGAAGGUUAACCCCUCCCCUUUUGUGACAUGUCAGUGAUGUAGAAAUGAUGUAGCAAUGAUGCUGUACGAACUGUAUUCUGGGAUAUGGUGGGAAAGUUUUAAAAGUCUUUGUCACCCCAUCCUCGGGGUUCAAAUUUCCUCUUUGAACCUAUUGCGCAAUAAACUUUGGUCUACAGCUAUUUGCUCUGGUUGGUGGCUGGAAUCCUUCCUUUAUUCCGCAGGAACCCGCGGGCUCUGCCCGACGAACUGGGUGACUGAGCAGCCUCACACCUAGAUUUUUCCGUAACAAGCAUUAGGAUGUGGGGUGGCGUUCCUGGAAGCGUAACAAUAAUGAAAGAUAAAAGGUGCAAAGUCUUUGCAAAAGCCUGUAAUCAUCUCCGCUUCCGUUAGCGAUAAGAGCUGCUGGUAGGUUUGGAUGCCGCAGCUCAGGACUAGGUUCAUCAAGGCCUUGAAGACUGGUGACAAGCCCAUAGAGGGAGACGAUGGUUGAGGUUUUAAUGUGGCAGGUGCUGCGGCAGAUCUGAAGUCUGUCGUGGGGUGUCUUAAUCAUUAAUGGUGUUGGAAAUCCAAGGGGUAGGGUCUAAGAGGUGGUGGAGAUGGAACUGUAGUUUGACAAACAACCGGUGACCAGAGGCUCAGAGAUGAUGUAGAGAACAGCGAUACAAUGUGCCUAGUGUUUUUUCACAGAGUGGCAUGCGUGGAAUCACUGCGAGAAACUGAGGCAGAAGCAGAGGUCAUGAACGGCUGUUAGUGUUAGCAAGCCGUGGUUCGUGGAAGCAACGCAAGUCACAGCCUGUAAGAUAACUUGUGUUUUAAUGCCAAAAACCACUGCUGGUUGCUAUAGGAAAGCCUUUUCAUUUUCAGUUUCAAUAUGGACAAAAUUGGCUUUGAAAAAAAAUGUGUCUCUUAAACAGACAACGCUACCAAUAAGAGUUUGUUCUACAGUUGUGCUCAGGUUGAAUAGGCUAGGAUUUUCUGCCUGGUGUCCCAGAGCGUGACCUUUUUGCUUUCCUUCCAAGGGGUCGAAGAUGCCACACAUCGACAAUGACAUUAAGUUAGACUUCAAGGAUGUCCUCUUGAGGCCGAAACGGAGCACACUCAAGUCUCGCAGUGAGGUGAGAAUGGCGCUUCAAUGCCUUCCUGUAUGUUACAGUUUGCUGAGACAUAAGUGUGGGACACUGAACGGAGCCAGGGCAUUUAAAUGGAGACAAAUCUGAUAUUUGAAGCCCUUCCCUCACUGGCUGGACUUGCUGUAAUUGCUGACUGGAACGGGCUUAAGGGCCCUUCCCUGUCACAGGGUCAUGUUACAGAAGAAGAAGAAGAGUUUGGAUUUGAUAUCCCGCUGUAUCACUACCCAAAGGAGUCUCAAAGCGGCUAACAUUCUCCUUUCCCUUCCUCCCCCACAACAAACACUCUGUGAGGUGAGUGGGGCUGAGAGACUUCAAAGAAGUGUGACUGGCCCAAGGUCACCCAGCAGGUGCAUGUGGAGGAGCGGAGACGCGAACCCGGUUCCCCAGAUUACGAGACUACCGCUCUUAACCACUUCACCACACUGGCUCACAGAUGUUUGCUUUGAAGCCAUGAGGGCUAGUAACCUUUUUAAAUAAAAGACAUUGGCAUCCUCACACCUCAUGCUUAGCUUGGACCUGAUAUUUGCAUCCCGGUCCUCCAUCAUGAGGACUGGGGAUAUCAGGGACAACACUUUCCGCAGGUAAAGCUUAAGCUGAAUCAUCGAUUUAUCAGAUUGCUGCCUGACGGGCGAGUACUACAGGACGUUUGGUUAAAGCCACAACAGAAGAUGGGAGAAACAGGUCCACCUCCUGCUGCUCCCUACUGGGAGACACUAGUUUCUAUCUUCAUGGGACACCUCAGAAGUUAGGAGCAGUGACUCCCAGGCCAUAUCGCUCUUGCAGCCUUAUACCCUUUAUCUUGGUUUCCCUCCUUCCCAGGUGGAUCUCAUGAGGUCCUUCAUAUUCCGUAACUCCAAGCAGACGUACACAGGGAUCCCCAUCAUUGCUGCCAACAUGGACACGGUGGGCACUUUUGAGAUGGCCAAGGUCCUUUGCAAGGUACGGUGGCUGUCGAGGCGGCCUGGUCACCUGGGUGCUGCUUUGGCAGAGGCGCUGCUCCCUGCUAGCACUGGCAAGGUGUUCAGCUUUGGGAUCACCGGUUAUUUAUUUAUUUAAUUUGUAUAGCGCCUUUCCUUGGAAUAUCUCAGGGUGGUUCACAGGGAAAUCACAGGUUCACCCGGUUCCUUAUCGGAGUUCGCCUGAUCAGCAGUAAAGGUGGAUAGAGGGAAGACGGGAAAUGUAAUACCUGAUCCCCAUUUGGUGGUACCUGCAGGGCAAUGUUUUUCAGCCUUGGGUGCCCCCCCAGAAGAUGCUGGACUCCAACUCCCACCAUCCCUGACCAUCGGCCCAAGCUGACUGGAUGAUGGGAGUUGUAGUCUCAGUAACACCCAGAGUAGAAGGAUGCCUGCUCUAGGGCUGUUUCCUCACUUUUCUCAGUGUCUGUUUCCCCACCAUCUCUCUUCCCAGUUCUCUCUCUUCACCACUAUCCACAAACACUACAGUCUGGACCAGUGGAAAGCGUUUGCAGCGGAGAACCCAGAAUGCCUGCUGGUGAGUGAAUGUUGUCACCCUCGCUUGGGCUUCAGGCCACCUGACAUUAGCUGCUCUCCUGGGUCAUCCGCUGAGUUGCCCUCACGUCUCAAAUUGCCCUGGGGAAUAGGGCAAUCCCGUCUCCUCCCUGCCUAGUUCUUUACAAUCUGUCCUGGUGCUUCUCCCCAGAACGUGGCAGCCAGUUCAGGCACCGGCCCCUCUGACUUUGAGCAGCUGGAACAGAUCCUGGAGACGGUGCCGCAGGUGCGCUACAUCUGCCUAGACGUGGCUAAUGGAUACUCAGAGCACUUUGUCCAGUUCCUGAAGGACGUGCGCAAGCGGUUUCCGGAUCACACCAUCAUUGUACGUUUCAUCUUUCUUGGGCUUCCCUUUGCAGCAUCCACUUCGCCACUGUAAGGACUUGAUGGGCCUUCAGCCCAAUCCUGCAAGGCUCUUCCUUAUUUAUUUUACUCCCGAUAUUUCUGCCAUGUCUGGACAGUCUUCAAGGGUAGCCCUAAGUGGAAUGUAUUGCAGUAGUCAAGACAGGAGGUUACCAGAACGUACGGUGGUACCUCGGGUUAAGAAUUUAAUUCGUUCUGGAGGUCCGUUCUUAACCUGAAACUGUUCUUAACCUGAGGUACCACUUUAGCUAAUGGGGCCUCCCACAGCCGCCACGCCACCGGAGCAUGAUUUCUGCUCUCAUCCAGAAGCAAAGUUCUUAACCUGAGGUACUAUUUCUGGGUUAGCGGAGUCUGUAACCUGAAGCAUCUGUAACCUGAAGCGUCUGUAACCCGAGGUACCACUCUAUAGGACUACAGUGGUACCUCUGGUUACGUAUUUAAUUCGUUCUGGAGGUCCAUUCUUAACCUGAAACUGUUCUUAACCUGAAGCACCACUUUAGCUAAUGGGGCCUCCUGCUGCACGAUUUCUGUUCUCAUCCUGAAGCAAAGUUCUUAACCCGAGGUACUAUUUCUGGUUAGCGGAGUCUGUAACCUGAAGCGUAUGUAACCCGAGGUACCACUGUAUAUGGCGAGGCUGUCUAUGUUUUCUCACCACGUCCCUCUAUUCUUUUCAUAUCCCUCACAUUAUUUCCACACCAUGCUGUAGCCUUUUGUCUUGGAGCCUUCAGAAUUUCACCCAUAUAUCCUACCAUUGCAUGUUUCAGCCAAGCCAGGCUCUUUGGUCCUACAAGUCAGACUUUUUUUUCCUCUUCACCAGGCUGGGAAUGUGGUGACAGGGGAGAUGGUGGAAGAGCUCAUCUUAUCGGGAGCUGAUAUAAUCAAAGUGGGGAUUGGCCCAGGUAAGUGCAGAAGGAUGGGUGAACUUUGGGGCCAGAUCCAUCUUGGGGUUAUGGCAGGAGUCUUGUGUUAAACUGAAGGGACCCUUAUUUAUUCAUUCAAUGAUUAUGCUCUUAAGGUUGGAUAGGUUGUUAGGCAGAAGAGGUCCUUUAGGGCAGGCGUGGAGAAUCUUUCUGACCCCACUAGCCAGAUCUUUAUCAGGAUUGCCCCCUUCUGUGCCAUUGGUUUGGGUUCUACCCUCCAGAGUGGGAGAAAACAAGCUUGCCCCAUCUUCCGUGUGACAGCCCUUGAUCAAAUAUAUCUCUCCCCAGUCUCCUCUUUUCCAGACUAAACACACCCAACCGCCUCAACCAUUCCUUUUAAAUGGUGCUCUUUUUAAAACAGAGCCUGGGUGGGCCGUCUGUCCUGGGAGUGGGGGCACACGUCGAAUCUCAGUUGAGGGACGACAGGAGGUCUUUCAAGUCCUGUCCUGCCCCAACCCUCUCCGUCCCUCUGAAACGGCAGGCUGGCUAGGUUAAACCACUUGCAAAGGGUAAAAAUGUAUUGUGAAGUGAUCCAUAAUGAAUUGGGGGAAAAGCACCCAAAGUUUACUCCCCCUCCCCCCCCAAAAAAACCCAGAGUCCUUUCUGUUGGGGAUAAUUCAGACUGAAAUUCCCAGGUGUCAAAAAAGGUUAUUUAUGUAUGCUACAACUGCAGCCCAUGUUUCAUUAGCCCAAAAAUGGAAAAUGAGCGAGGUCCCAACUAAAGAAGGAUGGCAACUUAAGCUGACACAAUAUGUGCAGCUUGCAGAUUUAACAUAUAGAAUAAGAGAACAAGAAGAACAUACGUUUAGAGAAGAUUGGAAAACGUUUAUUGAAUAUAUGGGAAAUAAUUGUGCACAGCUGAAAACGCUGGCAGCAUUAAGAUAAAUUCAACAGUGUAAAUAAGUUUUGAUGGAUGCAACAAUGGAAUACUGAUUGGUAUAGUUUUUGUAAAAUAUGUAGCGAUUUAUGAUCUGUAAAAUGAACCAUGGAAAGAGAAGGGAAGUCGUUGGUAUCUUAAGGAUGUAAAAUGAGUAUUUUAAACUGCAAAACAGAAAAGUUAAUAAAAAUUAUAUAUAUAAACCACUUGCCUUGUCUCCUCCCAGGCUCGGUUUGUACCACGCGGAAGAAGACGGGGGUCGGCUACCCCCAGCUCAGCGCUGUCAUGGAAUGUGCUGACGCCGCCCAUGGCCUCAAUGGACACAUCAUCUCGGUGAGACGUCCGUCUCCUCCCUUGCCAGGUCCAGUGGGCAAAUGGAUGACAGGAGCCUUAACUAUGCCGGAGCCCCUUUGGAGCUCUGCCUACCCAUUGUUCUUGAACUACAAUUCCCAUCAUUCCUGCCUGUGGCUGUAUUGGCGGGGGCUGAAGGAGCUGGAGUCUUAGCAGCACCUGUGGGGCCUGUUUCAAAAAUCUGUCCUGGGAUCAAACUUUUUCUCUUCCCAGUGGCACGAGAAAGCAUCCAGGCAAACCCCACAUUUUCCUGUCCGUACGGCGAGCGUUCCAUUUCCCUGCCCCCUCAAUUGGCCGCCGUUUUACAGGGGGUCUUGGGAGGGCAGCCCUGACCGCUGCAGAGGGUUUGAUCCGGUUUAAGAACUCUAGGACAGCUGCGCCGCUGGUUCCGACCUCUAAGCAUAGGCUUUCCAGGCGUGAGGACUAGAGGCUCGCCCAAGCCUUUUGCUAAGAGAAGGCAGGCGCUUAGGAUGGCAGCCGUAGGGAGACUGAACGAGGAAUGCAGAGAUUGUCCUUCUGCCCUCUCUCCUGCAGGACGGAGGCUGCAGCUGCCCAGGAGACGUUGCAAAGGCUUUUGGUAAAAAUUAAAAAUCCCGUCCUUCUAACUUCCCUGGGUCCAAUUGUUGGGGUGGCGGCAGAACCCGGAAAGGUUCUCAGGGUCCCGCAGCUAAAGCCGCCUGCCUCACACGCCUCCCAAUUCUGUUGUGGGUGCAGGUGCCGGAGCGGACUUCGUCAUGCUGGGGGGGAUGCUGGCAGGGCACACCGAGUCCGGCGGGGAGCUCAUUGAGAAGGAAGGCAAGCAGUACAAGCUCUUUUACGGCAUGAGCUCAGAGGUAGCCAUGAAGAAGUACGCCGGGGGUGUGGCAGAAUACAGGUACGGUGGCAGAAAGAAGAGUUUGUGCUCGCUCCUUUCCCCCUUCCCAGUUCACAUUCCCAGUUCCCCCAGUUCACAUUCACUACUCUGUGUAAAAUAUUGCAGAGUAAAGCACUCUGAUUCUAGGGCAAUAAGAUAAUAACUAAUUCCUUAGAUGCCAGCCAUCUGACUGGGUUGCCCUAGCCACUCUUGGCGGCUGCCAACAGAAUAAAGGUAAAGGGACCCCAGACCGUUAGGUCCAGUCGUGGCCGACUGGGGUUGCAGCGCUCAUCUCGCUUUACUGGCCAAGGGAGCCGGCGUACAGCUUCCAGGUCAUGUGGCCAGCAUGACUAAGCCGCUUCUGGCGAACCAGAGCAGCGCACGGAAACGCCGUUUACCUUCCCGCCGGAGUGGUACCUAUUUAUCUACUUGCGCUUUGACGUGCUUUCGACCUGCUAGGUUGGCAGGAGCAGGGACCGAGCAACGAGAGCUCACCCCUUCACGGGGAUUCGAACCACCAAACUUCAGAUUGGCAAGUCCUAGGCUCUGUGGUUUAACCCACAGCGCCACCCGUGUCCGCCAACAGAAUAUUAAAACACAAAAAAGCAUUACGCCCACUCAACCACUUCUUCAGCAGAAUCAGCACUGCUACAGGUACCACGUUAACACCUGCGUAGGUAGGAAAUGGAUCUUUGGAACUCCCUGCCUCUUGAACAACAGGCAGCUGCCUCCACUGUACUCUUUUUGGCAGCUGCUGAACACAUUUUUGUUUAGGCAAGCCUCGCAGUGUAUGCAGACCAUUGACAUGAGUUUUAAUAUGUUUUUAUUGUUGAUUUUAGUUAGCUUUAGAAUGUUUUGAAUAGCCGUUUUUACGAAUGAUUUUAUUCGUUUUGUAAACCACCUUUUUUGUUUACGAUCACAGGGUAUAUAAAUUUCCUGAAAUAAAAAUCAGCCAAUGUUCCGCAGCCGCCGAGCACAUUCAGUCCUCGUUGGUAGCUGUGGCCCACAAAAUGGUGGUGAGCUGUGGAACGUUUCCCCGCUCCAGAUUUUUCAUAUUUCUGCCAGGCAGAGUCUGCCAAUAUUUCUUCCUUGCAUGCAGGUGAUGCUGUUUGGGCUACAUAAGUAUCAACCCUCAUGCCUGAGCAUCUCAAGUACAGUCAUACCUUGGAUCUCAAACGCCUUGGCUCCCAAACAAUCGAAACCCGGAAGUGAGUGUUCCGGUUUUCAAACUAUUUUUGGAAGCCAAACAUCCGGCGUGGCUUCCAACUGGCUGCAGGACACUCCUGCAGCCAACUGGAAGCUGCGCCGUGGUUUUCGAACGGUUCCAGGAGUCGGACUCCCGGAAUGCAUUCUGUUCGAGAACCAAGGUACGACUGUAGAGGGAACAAAAGCGCAAUUGUAGUCUCCUGGGUGGAAAUCUGACCGCUAAGGGUCAGGCAAGAGCACAGGACAGCUUUUGUGAGGGAAAGGGAAAGGUCAGCCAGGCUGGGACGAAACCUCACAAGAUUUAGGGAGGCAGUCAACAGGUGGAAAAGCAGGGAAGGCAAGAAGUCUUGUCAUCGUGGCUCAAGUUGUCGUGGCAUUUUUAACCCAGCAGCAUCCUUGCUGUGAUGCAUGAGUGGGAAAACUCUGGCAGCUCCCAUCAGUCACAGCAAGCAUGGCCAGUAGCAAGAGAUGAAGGGAGUUGCUCCUCACAGAAUCAAAUGCAGGAAGUGGAAUGAUGGGGCAAGAUGCCUCUUUGCCUCUCUAGCCACACAGACUCUCCUAUAUUUCUAGUAAGGAUUAUGGUGUUGAAGGUUCAAGCAAUGGAGGAUUUGUGAGCACGCUCAAAUCUCAGCUUGAAUUUUUCCUGAGCCUGAUGUCAAGCCUGGGAAGAGAGGGAGGGGAUGGUUCCCCCCAAAUGGCUGGAUGAAGCUGGGGCCUAGAGCUUCUCUGCAGCUCCAGUAAUAGAGCCAGUGUGGUGUAGUGGUUCAGAGCGGUGGACUCGUAAUCUGGUGAACCGGGUUCACGUCCCUGCUCCUCCACAUGCAGCUGCUGGGUGACCUUGGGCUAGUCAUACUGCUCUGAAGUCUCUCAGCUCCACUCACCUCACAGAGUGUUUGUUGUGGGGGAGGAAGGGAAAAGGAGAUUGUUAGCUGCUUUGAGACUCCUUAGGGUAGUGAUAAAGCAGGAUAUCAAAUCCAAACUCCUCCUAUUCUUCUACCUGCUAAAUGUACGAGGAGGGGGAGCUGGACAGUCCCUGCCCAGCUGCUAAUAUCUCUCUCUUCCCCCUGCAGGGCAUCUGAGGGCAAGGUGGUGCAAGUGCCAUUCAAAGGCGACGUGGAGCACACCUUGCGGGACAUCAUGGGCGGCAUCCGCUCCACCUGCACGUACGUGGGGGCUGCCAAGCUGAAGGAGCUCAGCCGCAGGACCACCUUCAUCCGGGUCACCCAGCAAGCCAACCCCAUCUUCGGCGAGGCCAGCCAACCCUGACCUCCGCCCAACGAGACAGCGACCGCUCCCGGGCCACUCCAGUGGGACUAUUUGCACAGGCUGGCAAGCUGGAGCGCUGGCGGGUUUACAAGCACCAGGCCUGGCGCUGACCAAAUCCACCCCGUGCCCAACGCCAGGCUGGCACUCCUUACUCCACUGCAUCCCUUGCUCAGUCCAGUAUAGGCAGACUGCCCUCCUCUUGUGAGUAGAAAGGAGACGUGCGUCUGUGUAAUUAUUUUAUUCCAGUAUUUGUACGCCAGUCCCGCUUCUGCGCAGCACAAUUUGCGUCUUUCCUUCCCGAGACCAAGCUCGAAAGGGAGCAGGGGAGGCGUUUUCCGUGGGCCAGGCCAAAGACGGGUUGGGAAAGACAACAGUGGAACAGUGCCAGAAACGUUUGCACUGUUUGCCGAAACCAAAAAUAAAGCUCAGAAAAUGUC
This is a messenger RNA of Podarcis lilfordi (Lilford's wall lizard), 9928 nucleotides long. The record is from the annotation of a GenBank genome assembly. Lineage: Eukaryota; Metazoa; Chordata; Lepidosauria; Squamata; Lacertidae.